AUUCCUUCUGUCCUUAAUGGGAGGAUCUGUCUUAUAAACAGCCAGGCUUCUGCUGGGAGGAUGGUGUCACUGUGUGUCAGAAUCGAGCAAUGAAGGUCCUCUUUGUCUUGUUGGUGGGGUUCCCAUGGGUUACAGCUCAGUAUCAAGGUCAGUAUCUAAAAUGUGUUUAUAUAGCCGUGUAUAUGGUGACUAUGGUAACAAUAUCGUAUUAUCCAGUCUGCCAAAAACCAGUGACAUAGGUGUCCAUCAAAAUCUUCUAAAGAGCACAGCUGGUGUCUGUGCUAAACUCACCUAAAGUGACCGUGUUUCGUGGGAGUGGGCGACAUUAGUAAUAAGUACCGCUCUUUCUGCCAGUCUGGUUUAUUUGGACAGGUACAUUUAAUUGCCAGUUCUUUGUACCCAGAUAUUUCAGUUGAUCUCUCAGGAGGGUUUUAGUGGAGAUUGUUUUAAGCAGAGGUGAGAAAAAUGGCCUGGUUCAAACAUUGCACAAAAUAGAGGAAGUGGGCAUAAUUAAUGAAGAAGUAAAAUAAAGGUAUGAAGACAGAUAUAGAGAUUUAUGUGGAUUGAUGGAGAGUUAAUUAAUGCGGUUUGAACGUGUCCUGUCCGCCGAGCAGUGCCAGAUUAAGAGCCCAGUGGGCCUGGUGCUGACAAUUACAAUGGGCCUAAUUACAGAAUCUUAUUGACCAAAAACACUAAAACAGUCAUACCUACCAAGUGUCAUGUAUCUGAUGGAGAUGGUGUUGGAGGGAAACUCAAAGGAUGCAGCUAUAAGAAAACCCAUACUCUAUGCUAAUCUCUCUCUAAUUUAUGCUUUCAUCUUUCAAGUAAAUCCAAACCCCCUAACAGCAGUGUCCAGUGAAGCAGGAAGUCAAUGGGCGGGAUAAAAGGGUGGGCCACUGAUGCAAAUCACAUGACCAGAACUGCCAAAAGUGGCGAACAUGCCCAAAAAGGGGGCAUGUCUGUCCAAAGAAUUGGAAGGCCAGCCUGGCAUCAGUGUCCCUAUAUAUCGCAGUGUCAGUGUCCCCAUGUCGCCCAGUCCCCUAGUCUCCCAGUGUCUCAGUGUCCUCAUUUCUCCCUGUGUCCCUAUGUCUCAGUGUUUCCCGUGUCACUAGGAUACCCGUGGACACAGUGAGACCCGGGCACACUGAGAGACCCAAGGACACUGGGAGACAUGGGGGCACUGAGACUUGGGGACACUGGGAGACAUGGAGACAUUGGGAGACAUGGGGACCCUGGGAAACAUGGGGACACUGGGAGAAAUGGGGACACUGGGAUAAAUGGGGACACAGAGACAUGGAGACACAGACACUUGGAGACUAGGGGACACUGGGAGACAUGGGGACACUGGCUGGGAGGCAUGGGGACACUGAGAGACAUGGGGGCACUUGUGGACAUAGACAUGGGGACACUGAAAAUUUUUGGGACACAGGGAGACAUGGGGACACUAGGGACACUGAGAAACAUAGAAACAUAGAAUGUGACGGCAGAUAAGAACCAUUCGGUACAUCUAGUCUGCCCAAUUUUCUAAAUACUUUCAUUAGUCCCUAGCCUUAUCUUAUAGUUAGGAUAGCCUUAUGCCUAUCCCAUGCAUGCUUAAACUCCUUUACUGUGUUAAGACAUGGGGACACUGAGAUACUAGGGACACUAGCUAGGAGACACAGGGACACUGAGACACUGGCUGUAAGACAUGUGGACACAGGAAAACAUGGGGACACAGACAUUUGGGGACACUAGAUGCCAUGGGGACACAGACACUGGGAGCCAUGGGGACACUGAGACACUAGGGACACUAGCUGGGAGACAUAGGGACACUGAGACACUGGCUGGGAGACAUGUGGACACUGGACGACAUGGGGACACAGACAUUUGGGGACACUGAGAAACAUGGGGACACAGACACUGGGAGCCAUGGGGACACUGAGACACUAGGGACACUGGCUGGGAGACAUGGAGACACUGUGUUCCUAGUGUCUCUGUGUCCCAAUGUGUCUCCCAAUGUCCCUAUGUCUCACAGCAUCCCAAUGUGUCUCAGCAUUCCCAUGUCUCACAGUGUCCCCUAGUGUCUCAGUGUCCCUAUGUCUCCCUGCCUUUCCCCUCAUCCCUCAUGUCCCUGAGCUGUAGGCUGUCUCUGCAGGCUGGGAGCUGCUAUCUGAACUCUCUGGGCUGUGUAGCUGCUCCCCUGCGCAUCAGUGAGUAGAGAGAGUUCCUAUCCCUGCCUCUCUCUAUACACAGUGACCCCUACUGGCCGGUGCUGGUAUUGCAGAGUAAUCUCCGUUUAUACUUAGAAAAAUAUCUGCAUUUGUAUUGCCGGUAUUGCUGCAAUACUGGCACGGCCAGGCAGCCUCAAAUACUGUCUGUGCUGGUAAAAUACCAGUCAGGUGGCAAAUCUAAGAGUAGUGUGUAAAAAAAAAAAAAAAGUUAAAAAAAUCUUUUUGGGCUUUUUUUUUUUAAAUGUUUAACCCGGCCCUGGUUAUAAUGCGACACCAGCGAAAUUGGAACCUGUGGAUUAUUGCCGUAUUAUUUUAUGGGAAAAGGUUAUGCAAGACGGUGAGGCCAUCACAACCAUGUACAAACACACCCCUACAUUCACAUAAACAUACUUAGUACAAACACUUGCUUACAAUCAAACACACAAACACUUCUGGCAUAACAUUUAAUGAAUAUUCCAGGAACCUGAAGCUCAAAAUCUGAAAAUAUAAAAAAAAAAAUAUUACAAAGUGUAAAUUUUUUGUGAUUUUAAAUAAUUGUAAAAGUUUAUCCGGCAAUAUUAAAUCAUCUGGAAAGCUUCUACAAAAAUAUUAAAUCAAAUUAAUAAUGUUCAAUAAAGUCAGUAAAAACUUAAUUUACAAAAAAAUAAAUAAAAUCUAUGUUCUGUCUUGAUUUUAAAAUGCAGUUUGUGUUUCAAAUAAGAUAUCAUAAAUGAGAACUGUUAAAAUAAAUAAAUAAAUAUAUAUAUAUAUAUAUACACAUAAAUUCUCUCUUUCUUCCCAGUCUGCCCCUAUGUGGAUCCCAGUUCCUCACAAAUUGCAGUAAUAAGCGACCGGUUUCAUCUGAUUCUGUAUCUACAUGAACUAAAACCUCUAGACAAUCUGGUGAAUAACUUGAAGACUCUGAGUAACGACAUCCGCGUCUUCAUCACCAUAUACCUGGAAUCGGAGCUUAAAAAUAAAAGGGACCAGUUCAAUGUUAAUUAUACUUUAAUAAAGAAAUUUGUGCCAGAAGCAGCAAGAACUGAUUUAUGGAAUUUCUUUCACAAAUCUCAAAACAAUGACAAGAAAACAUCUAAAAUCUUAAUAGUUAUGAGCGAGCUUUAUUUCACUCAUUCAAUGGAAGAAUCGUUGGAGCAGCUGAAGAAAGCUGGAGUGGAAAUCUUUAUUCUGCAUUAUGGAAAAGUAAACUACGAUCUACAUCCAAUAGCUUCCUCCCCUAAAGAACAGCACAUAUACAGAAGUCUGAAAUUUGAGGAACUGGAUACAAUACAAGCAGAAUUAGCUCAAUCUGUCUGCGUCAGCAUCCAAAACCAUGACCUGAUUGCAAAGAGAGAGCGUAAGUAGAAACAUGGCGACAAAUGAACCGAUGUAAUAACGUGCACAGUCUGUAACCGUGUGUGACAUGUAUG
This is a messenger RNA of Pelobates cultripes (western spadefoot toad), 3619 nucleotides long. The record is from the annotation of a GenBank genome assembly. Lineage: Eukaryota; Metazoa; Chordata; Amphibia; Anura; Pelobatidae.